AGUCCAUGUGCUUCAUCCUCCAAUCUCUUCAUCCCCUGCGCACCACACGCUCCCUGUUUUGCAUAAAAUGUGUAUCAGUAGGGCAGCGCUCUCCCCGGCACAUGUAGAGCGCACAUGUAGCGUCGCUUUUCUGAACACACACCACGGUCGAAUAAGCGCAUCAAACUCCCCUCAGCUCCACAUCCCCGCCAAUGAAAAUGCACAAAGGCGUGAAGGGGAGAGAGAGAGGGAGAGAAAGGACUGCGCGAGAUACAAAGACAUCACGCGGGCUUGAGCCGAGGUGCGGUAUCCAGAGCUCAGAAGGCAUCCAGGUAUCUUGAGGGAGACCACUCAUUGUCGCUGACCGGCUGACACCUGCACACCUAUCUACCUACAGCUCACCGAGAGAACAACUUCGCGUGCACCGGACACAUUUCCAUCACUGCAUCCGACUUUUGCGCUCUAUGGAGCAGGUGUCUUGCGCACAACUAUUUUUUGACUUUUUCGUCCGUCUUCAAAAGACUUUUGCUCCAGCCUAGUGACAAUUGCAGACGUCUACCGUCAAGUUUAUUCAACGCAGCAUCAACACCUACAACACCUAGAAAUGGAUCUCAGUCCCGGCGGUGGAGGUGGAGGAGUCAUCCUGUACGCAGGCUCCUCUGGCAGUUCCAGCCCGAGCCCUGGUAGUCCCUCCAGUGGAUACCAGACACAGUCCCCCUCUUCACACUCCCAGCCCUCAUCUCCAGAGGAGGUUACCUUCACAGAGAUUGGGGCGCUAAAGCAGAGGGCAGCUGGGUGCAGCACUCCAUCCACCAAACUGGUGUUCCAGUUCCCCGAGGUCUACAGCGGACCCUCGGCAGCGGCCACGCCGCAGCAUACCUACGGGCACCCCAUCGCAGGAAAGAGGCCAUGCGGCUUCGCUGGCACUUUCACCAAGACAGGUGGAAUGGUCCUUCUUUGCAAAGUCUGUGGUGACAUCGCAUCUGGUUUCCACUAUGGAGUGCACGCAUGUGAGGGUUGCAAGGGCUUUUUCCGCCGCAGCAUCCAGCAAAACAUCAACUACAAGAUGUGCGUGAAGAAUGAGAACUGUCUGAUCAUGCGCAUGAACCGAAACCGGUGCCAGCACUGCCGCUUCAAGAAAUGCCUCUCUGUUGGCAUGUCAAGAGAUGCUGUGCGUUUUGGCCGCAUCCCCAAGAGAGAGAAGCAGCGACUUCUGGAUGAGAUGCAGAGCUACAUGAACAGCCUGAACGAGUCGGCAGCCAUGGAAAUGGACUCGCUGUCGGCGAGGGAGAAUCCCACCAGCCCGGAUGAAGGCAACUCAAAAGAGGCCAUCGGAGCCAUUUCCAGAGCCUAUCGGGACAUCUUCGACGGCAGCAGCGGCAACCAGGAGAGAGCAGCCAAGAGGGCCAACGUCAGCACCAACAACAACAUAUCUCACUUUUCUCAGGACGCCAGCUUUCAUCAAGCCUCACCUCACUCCACCUCCGCCCGGAGUUACCAGUCUUGCCCGGUUGCUCCAGCCACCCUGUGCCCCGUUGCCCCCAAUGACAACCAACCUACGUUUCAUAACAUGGACAAUAAUCGCUAUUCCUAUGUAAUGUCGACAAAUCAGAAUCAGAACCAGUCUAAUGCCUCAACACCUCAGCAGGGCAGCUCUGCCAGUCAUAACAGUUUUCACAACAGGGGAAGUGUCCAGAAUCAGUCCUCCUGCCCGUGGAAAUUAGCUCCAGGAGCUAAAGUGCUGGCCUGUCCUCUCAACUCCUGUCCCGUAUCAGGGGCGGACCGCUCAAGUCAGGAAAUAUGGGAGUCCUUCUCUCAGUGUUUCACCCCCGCCGUCAAGGAGGUGGUCGAGUUUGCCAAGGGCAUCCCAGGAUUUCAGGAGCUCAGCCAGCAAGACCAGGUCAUGCUGCUGAAAUCUGGCACCUUCCAGGUUCUGAUGGUGAGGUUCUGCACCCUGUUCAAUGCUGAGGAGCGUACAGUGACCUUCUUAAAUGGCCAAACUUACCCGCUGUCCACCCUGCGGGCCUUGGGCAUGGGCUCUCUUCUGGAUGCAAUGUUUGAAUUCAGCGAGAAGUUGAGCUCCUUGGGGCUAGAGCCCGAUGAAAUGGCACUUUUCAUGGCUGUGGUGCUGGUCUCUGCAGACCGGUCUGGAAUCUCAGAUAUGCGGGCCGUGGAGCAGCUACAGGAGGGCCUGAUCCGCGCACUUCGGUCACUGAUCACGCGCCGUCGCCCAGAUGACAGCGCCCUCUUCUCCAAACUCCUCCUGCGUCUGCCAGACCUCCGCACGCUCAACAACCUGCACUCCGACAAACUCUUGGCCUUUCGCAUCGACCCUUAAGCGGGGCCACUCGUUCUCAGAGCACAGACUAUUUUACACAGAAAUUUACCCAACACAGACACAUUCACAGAUAUUAUCUUCCAAGGGCAGGACUUCCUUCAACGUUGAGGAACAAAGAAUUGCGCGGUCUGUUUUUGCAAAGGAAAAAUGAGGGCAGUGAACAUAUUUUUGACUCACUAUUGAUCUUCAUGCAAUGUUUAAAAAAAAAAAAAAAAAAAAAAAAACAUGUACAAACUCAUGUACACAUGUAAACCUCAAUACCUCUUGAGAGACAUUGUUCCUGUAAAAAAAAAAUAAGUUAAUAUUACCAUCUUUGGAAACUCAUUUUCUGAUUAUAUUCAGUAUACUUAAGAAUAAAAGCCAGUCCACUUCUGUUUAUUCCAUAAGUUGUAACGUAUCAGCAGACCAUCUCUUCGCCGCAGCCGGAAGAUGGACAUUAUAGAUCGAAACAGUUGUUUCUUAGGGACCAUUGAUCGUGAUCGACUGUAUGUCAGCUUGUGUUAAAGAGAAAGGGAACCUGUAUAUACAUAUAUAUAAUGCAUAGCAAAACCUGAAAUGUUAAGGCAAUCGUGUAUCACCGUUUCACACACACAUACCAUCUGCAUUUGUGCUGGAAUGAGACCACUAUUUUAAUGUGUCACUGUCUCCAGGUAAUUUUUGACUAAUCUUCCAGAAAACAUUUUGGCACUCCUUGGGCUUAAAUAUGCCAACCUCAUAAGUAAUUUUAUAUUAUUAUUAUUUCACAUAUGCAUCAUGUCUGUGACACUGUAUCGUAUCACAUCUGGACUAAUGGAGAUGCUCCAUGCACAUUGGGAUUCUUAUCUGUUAUUUUUGUUGCUGUAAAUAUUAUGUUACCCCAAUGCCUAUGUAUCAAUUACUGAACUGAUAUGAUGGAUCCGACGUGUAUUUGUUUGGUGUGAAGGAGAAUGUAUUGACCUUCCUGUUCUAGGUGGGGGUUUUGGCUAUGCCAAGGGGGCUUUGCACAGGAGAAAGUGUAGUAGGGAUUUCUCAGAUGGUUUUGACACACUUCCUGCUAUUAGAAGAUGUAACCGACCAGCAUAAUCCCUGAAAUCACCAGCACUCACUCCAAUGCACCCUUCCUCUGCCCCCGAUGUUUGUCAUACAAACACAAGAGAUAUUUUUGGGUGAGAGAUCUAAUUUGAUUGGUCUUCUCACUGUUUGCUUGUUUGAUUAAGGCUGAUUGAGCACAUCUUGUACAUUUUGUAAAUGUUUCUUCCUAAAUAGAAAUGAUACUAUGAUAUAAAGUACAAAUUAUGUAUUCUUCUG
This is a messenger RNA of Mugil cephalus (flathead mullet), 3604 nucleotides long. It is a transcript of the gene nr1d4a, whose product is annotated as nuclear receptor subfamily 1, group D, member 4a. Gene Ontology annotation, biological process: cell differentiation; negative regulation of transcription by RNA polymerase II; hormone-mediated signaling pathway. Gene Ontology annotation, molecular function: RNA polymerase II cis-regulatory region sequence-specific DNA binding; zinc ion binding; nuclear receptor activity. Bases 584 to 2317 code for a protein of 577 amino acids. The transcript is spliced from 9 exons. Lineage: Eukaryota; Metazoa; Chordata; Actinopteri; Mugiliformes; Mugilidae. The record is from RefSeq and is a predicted model, not a curated record.